Messenger RNA from Hemibagrus wyckioides, 5302 nucleotides. RefSeq names its product synaptonemal complex protein 2-like. The transcript has 49 exons. Lineage: Eukaryota; Metazoa; Chordata; Actinopteri; Siluriformes; Bagridae. The record is from RefSeq and is a predicted model, not a curated record. The coding region runs from base 299 to 5242 and encodes 1647 amino acids.
UUUUUUUUCCCGCGCAGCGUUUCUGAAGGAAAAAACAGGUCUUUUGAAACCGGUUUACCUGAAAUUUGUCCUAACCAUUCAAAAGUCGCUUCUGUUAUUCUUAUUUAGACAUUAUUUCUUAAAAGAUUUUUUAUAAACAGUUGGUAUAAUCUAGGAUUUACAUUAAGAGUUGGAUAACGUUAACGCGCUAGUCAGAGCUGAGGUCAAUAUCUAAUGCCUGUGGUGACAAUACAGGAUAUGGUAAUAAUCCCGAGAAGUUCGAUGUUAACUAGCUGUUAUUAGGUAAAAUACAGAUGUGAUGGCACGUCAUCAGGAUAAACAGGUGGAAGAAUCGAUAGACCAGGCUUUGAAACACAACUUCCGCCCCUUGGAGGAGUUACAAAAUGAGACCAGAGGAGGGGUUACUUCAAAAUGCUCCAGACAUUUCAUCUCAAAACUGGACAAACUAAUCAACAGGGAACUGGACCAGCAGAAUGUUAAGAAUGCUUCUGUGGUAUUUACCAUCUUUAACAAAUUUGGGAACACACUGGUCUUUCCAGAGGGUGAAGGUAUAUCAUCGAUGGUAUCACAAGGACUUGUGAGAAAGCUGGUCCAGUGGUUUGAGAAACUAAGAAAGUUAUGGGUUGAAGCUGGACCAACAAGGAAUGAGCUGCUUGUCAACUUAGCUGAAGACUUCUUUGAUGCAUUGAUGGUCAUUCAUGAAAGUUGUAAAGAGGGUACUUUCCAAGUAACUGAAUCCCUGCUCCAUUAUAUUGGCAAAUUGGCUUCUGAUCCCCAGGUUAACAUUCUAAUCCAAAAAGAGGCGGUGAGGAAACUGAAUAUGAUAUUAGGAAUGAUCCCAUUAGAAUUGAAGAAAGAGAAAAAGAUCUUUUCAUCCCAAGAGGCAUCAAGUGUCAUGAGUGAUUUGGCUAGUCGAAUUAUCAAGGGAGGAGAUUAUGAUCUCCAGGUGGCUUUGAUGGAGGCUCUGUGUAGAAUGACUUCCCGUGCCCAGCGGAGGGACCUGGCUGACCAGUUGUUCAGAAUGGAAUUUGUUGCCUCUGCAUUCAACAAGAUUCAGGACUCAGAGUUUGAGACUGAUUGCCGGAAAUUCUUAAAUCUAGUAAAUGGAAUGCAAGGUGAUGAUCGAAGUGUAUACUCCUAUCCUUGUCUGGAGGUGUUUUUGGAUGAGCAUGUGUUGCUCAUGCCUGUGGAUGAAAACCUUCAUGAGUUCUGGAUUGACUUCAAUGUAGGAAGCCAGAGCAUUUCCUUCUAUUUUUGCCUUGCUGAUGAUCAAGCAAAGCAGGAGAGCCAGUGGGACACUCUGUGCAUAACAGAAAAUGAAGUCCACAGCUAUACAGUACAAGAAGAGAAAGAUAUAAAAGUGCUGCAGCUGGUUCUAACUGAGCCAAUGUGUCUGAGCAGUAUUGAGGGCUCCAGGCUCCAUAUCCACUUCAGUUCCUCCUUAGACAUCCUCAAGGUCACCAAGAAAGUCUAUGGAGAAACCAAGAAUAAAAAGUUUAUCAGAAAGACCACCACAUCAGUGGUAAAAACCACUGUUCAAGUAAUCAUGGAUGAAGGAGGAUCACAGGUUCUUUUUCCUGAGAGUCAGGGUUCCUCUCAGCAUGUGGAAAAAAAUGUACCUUAUUCUGUGAGGAAUGAGACCCGCUGUCGGUCACUGUCAUCACAGGAGAGAGAUGCCCAACACAUCAACCAGCAGAUGAUAACCCCAUUAAGGAGUAAGGUGUCAGAGUCAUGUAUGUAUGUCUCUGGCAGCGCAGGGUGUAAACUUGGCAGAAGCCCUUUUAGCUGUGUGUUGCCUGAAUCUGCCUCAGGGAAGGCUAAGGUGAAACCAGCUCUAGAGAUGGUAGCUUCCUCAGUGAAGAGGAAAACUUUGGAAUUGAAAGAGCUCUUAACUGCCAGAUUAGCUGAUGGUGUGAAGUCAGUCAGUGUGGAAAGGGAAAGCUCAGUGAAACAGGUAGUUCCAGAUCUACAGAGCCCAUAUAUACAUCCAGGCCAGGAAGGUUUACAAGUGGUGGGAAAAUAUCGUCGGCACAUUCCUAUAGAGAAAGUAGUGGAAAUGGUGCAAGCUGAACAAGAGCUCCAGGAAGAGCCUUUGGAUAACAGUAUAGUACUAGACUCCCAGCCAGCUGUGUGGAGAGAAAAGUCUAUAUUACCAAGUCCCAGCUGCUUUUACAAAAAGAGACCUUCUGUGUCUGGGUCAUUAUUCCCAGGUCAACGUGAAUUUUCACAUCAGUCCAGAGCGGAGCCUCCACAGCAGUCAUUGUCAGCCCAGAGCAGUUCUGAAGGACUGAGUCACAAACAGCUUCAUGCUCAGCUCACUCAAAGGCUGGAGCAGGUGCUGAGAGAGCGUGAACAGCAGGAGCAAAACCCACAAGAGCUUCUCACUGCUGGGAAAGAGGCUGGGCUUGUGAAAAAGGCACAAAGUCCCCCCCAAACUAAACGUGCUAAAGCUGAACAGAGUGGAACUGGAAAUGGAGCUGGCAUGAGCAACACUACAAAGACAGAGAAAGCAGCCAAGAGCAUGGUGAAGCAGAUAAAUAGUCAUUAUAAUCACACUAGUACAGCAGCACAGGAGCGUCCCUCCUGGUUUAACAGCGCACCAACUAGCAGAUACAUUUUCAACAAGAGUUGGUGUCCAAAUUCAGUUGCCAAGAUCUCUGCUAAGCAAUCUAAGAAGGCGUCAAAUCAGAAUAAGGACAUUUAUGCAUUCAGUUUCAAUAUGCCAGAGGUCAGUGAGAAAAAAAAUAGGAGUUCUUUUGAAAUAUCUGGAAUGGAAAGAAGUGUACUCAGAAGUUCCCUGAGUCUUUCUAGCACCUCUAAGAUGUGUCCUCCUAUGAAGCCUGCUGGUCAUAAUGUGAAGAAGCAUCUGUUCAGUGACACUGAUACCGACAAUAUGACAGAUAUUAGCUGGCUAACAUCAGCUAACAGGAAACCUAAGCCUAAAGUGGCAGACUACACGAGACAGCCAGUUAAGCCCACUCGUCAUCCUACAACCUUAACAUUUGAAACACCAAACAUACCCAUACCCUCUCCAAAAUCUGCAAAAGCAUUGCCUAAACCAAAGAGGAAAAGGCAGAAGGUUGUAGAAGAGAAGAAUAAGACAACCAAGGAUCUUGCCAGCAGAAAGCCCAAAGAUAGGCCCAAAAGAACUUCAGUUAUGACCAGAUCCUACAGAGAGUUGUCUGAAUCUGAGAGCGAGUUAGAAACCGAUGAACAACCUCCAGCAAAGAAGUUUAUCAUCAAACAGCCAGAAAAGCCUCAGAGGACAGAUUCAGUUCUGAACAGGCCUGCUAUAGUCAAGCCACCUGUCAAAAAAACCAGUCACGUCAGGUCACAUAAAGUGCAUAAGCUUGUGAAGGAGAAAGAGGAAAAAGAAUUAUCUAAUUAUGAAAAAUCAAAGCAAAAGAAGAUGAUUGCAACUGUUCUGGGGCCCACCAAAGGAAAGGAACAUGAUUUGGUCCCGAAAAUCACUCCUAUCUGUCCUUCUGCUCUCCCUUCUAACAUAAUUAAAUCUGUAGAGAAGAGCACAACCAUGCCGAGAUCUGCUCAUGCACCUGUGGGUCCUAUGUCUAAGAAGUCUCAGGCCAUAAUACAAGAAGGAAAGAUAGGUGGCAUAAUUGAACAAGCUGAGAAAGAGAAGGAAACACCAGGAAUAGCCACUACACAUCCAGUGACGAGUGGCAACUUUAUGGAGGAGAAUGAGUUCAGUGAAAUAUUGGGUUCUAAAUGGUUAAAAAAAAGGAAGAAUUUGCUUUCUCCAGUUUCAACAAAAGAAUCUUGGGCCUCAAAAAGUACCUCUUUCUGCUUUUCGCCAUUCUCGAUUGAGAAAACGAGAUCUGCAGAGAAAAAUGCAUCGUUACCUAGAUCUCCUCUGACACCUCUCCAACCCUUGUGCAUCUCUCCCGUUGGUGCCAUUUCUCCUCCCCUGGACUUGCCUAGCCAUCUUAGAGGGAUCCAAGCUUCCUCCUUCUAUAAGUCUUCAGGAGGACAGGAUAUUGUCAGAACACUUCCUCAACCUUUUGUAACCCCUGCUGCUCAGCGACAAAGUGCUCAAGAGAAUGAUGAGCUGAGACCUGAGCAGCUUUUCUUCCAUCCCAUCAUUGCCUCCACUGCUAAGGAGAAAUGUCCUUCCAUGCUCAACUCUCCAGACCAAGACGAAGAUCUUAGGGGCUUUCUAAACAGCACCAGCCAAAGAGUCCUGCAGACAAGCUUUGAUAAAGAGUCUGUAAUCUCUUUGGUGACAUUAAGCCAAUCAUCACACACAUCUAUGAACAAUAUAGCUACGAUCUGCACUGAACUUGAGAAAACACCUGCAUCUGUUCAGAGAACCAGUGGUGAAAAGGCAGAAUCAGGUCCAGCAACCAGUCGCACUCGGCACAGCUCAUGCGAUUCAACAAGUCUUUCUGAACAAGAUGGCAGUGAAUAUGACAAGAGGAUUAAAGCUGGGCCCAGUAAACAUGCUGUUCGAAUGAAGCCAAGAAAGCUGUUCAAACCUACUGUCAAGCAACAGUCUAAGAAAAAAGGCUCUAAACAACCCAUACAAGUUGACAGCAGUACUGAAGAAGGGGAGAAAGAGAAGGGAUCGGGUACUGGGAGAGGGCCAAGACGUAGAACAGUUACUGAAGACACGGAAGUGCGGUCCACAGUGGUGUCGAGCUGUUGGAAAGGAAAUGUGGAGGCAGAUAUGGACCUUGUACAGUCUGAAGUGAGCACAUCUCAGGAGAUGGGUUAUGUAUGUCGCCAGUUGAGCUCUGAACUUAAGCGAAAAUUUGAGAACCGCUCAAGGAAAAUGGAUCUGUUCACCAAGCAGUCCCUAAAGACCUGCAGGCAGCAUGUUUCCACUAUAACCAUGAAAGUGCAAGAGUACAGGUCUCAGAGGCUGGAGGCAGUUAAACAAGUUCUAAUGGAUGAAAUAAAAAACUUAGAACAAGAUGACACAACACUACGGAACAUGGAAGCAGAGCUGACUACUUACUGGAAGAAGCACACCCUGGAUUUUCACGCUUACCAGGAGCGAGGAACACAAAGGCUAAAUAAUUUAAGAAGCACAAUCGAAACAAAUCUGUGCCAAAACACGGACUGUGAGGAACAGAUCUUUUUUUCACAGAUGCAUUUGAUGAAGAAAGAUAUGACAUCUGUUCAGGAUCACCUAUUCAGACAGAUGCACGAGGAAGAGUUUAAAAGUGUACGUAAAGGACUACAGGCCUUGUUCCUUUCAGAUGUACCUAGGUUUUUACGAUAGAAACCAACCGGAGGAAGUAAUGUUCAAGAUGGUUUAAAAGCAGGUUCUUAUUUUACAGCA